Molecule: messenger RNA, 1338 nt
Organism: Glycine soja
Lineage: Eukaryota; Viridiplantae; Streptophyta; Magnoliopsida; Fabales; Fabaceae
Product: purine permease 1-like
Exons: 2
Coding region: 42-1076 (344 amino acids)
Cellular component (GO): membrane
Molecular function (GO): purine nucleoside transmembrane transporter activity
Source: RefSeq, a predicted model, not a curated record
AGUAUAUAGAAAUAAGUGAUGUUAGAAGAGCAAAGAGAAGGAUGAUGAAGAGAAUCCUUCUAUUAAUAAACUCGAUCCUUCUAGCAACAGGCACCUCCGGUGGGGCCCUAGUAAUGCGUCUCUACUUCAUCCACGGUGGCAAACGAAUCUGGCUCUCUAGCUUCCUUGAAACUGCAGCCUUCCCCAUAAUCAUCCUUCCCAUAAUCAUUUCUUACAUCCAUAAACGACGUCGUCAUCGCUCUUCCGCCCUAAUCUCUAUCAAGCCCCCUCUCUUCCUCGCCUCCGCCCUCAUCGGACUCCUCACCGGCCUCGACGACUACCUCUACGCCUGCGGCGUGGCUCGCCUUCCGGUCUCCACUUUCUCUCUAAUCCAAGCCUCCCACCUCGCCUUCACCGCCGUCUUCGCCUUCCUCCUCGUCCGCCACAGGUUCACGCCCUACUCCGUCAACUCCGUCGUGCUUCUCACCGUCGCCGCUGUGGUUCUGGCUCUGCGUUCCAGCGGGGACCGCCCCGCCGGUGAGUCGAGUCGCCAGUACGUGAUUGGUUUUGUUAUGAUACUUGCGGCUGCGGCGCUGUAUGGGUUCGUUUUGCCGUUGAUGGAGUUGGUGUACAAAAAGAGCAGGCAGCGUAUCACGUACUCUCUGGUCAUGGAGAUUCAGCUUGUCAUGUGCUUCUUUGCUACCUUAUUCUGCACCGUUGGAAUGAUAAUCAAUAAUGACUUCAAGGUGAUUCCGCGAGAAGCAAGAGAUUUUAAGCUUGGGGAAACAAAGUACUACGUUGUGUUGGUGUGGAGUGCAAUAAUGUGGCAGUUUUUCUUCUUGGGAGCAAUAGGGGUUAUCUUUUGUGCCUCGUCUUUGUUGUCCGGUAUUAUAAUUGCUGCUUUUCUUCCAGUGACGGAAGUUUUGGCUGUUAUUGUAUACAAAGAGAGCUUUCAUGCAGAGAAAGGGGUUGCUUUGGUGCUCUCUCUUUGGGGGUUUGUGUCCUAUUUCUAUGGAGAGAUAAAACAAGACAGGGAAAAGAACAAGAAUCGUUGUCCAGAAACAGAUCUGCCUCAAAGUCUUCCUCCCAAUGCAUGAUUGCAAGUAAUUAAAGUUGAUUUCACUAUCUUUUCUUGUGUUGAAUUGUCAAUAUUGAAGGCUAACUUUGGCCCCAGAUAGAGGAAAAGAAAAAAUAAGACAAAGACAAACCGUGCAAUGAAUAAGACAAAGCUGUUUUUUAAUACAGAUUUGGUUGCACUACAAGAUGUCAUGAAUAUUUUUAAUACAAACAUUUUAGUACCCUUAAAUAAGUUCAAAUACAAACAUGAUAACGUUCUACAAUGUGUGGAAUUUUUUGAUA